AUGCAUCUCCGGAUCCCAAUUUUCCUAACGUCGCUUCUCUCCGCGACAAGCGUCUUCGCAAGCCAAGACCCCAACGAUGUAUCCAUCCUGAUCAAAGAGGCCGCGCGCGCCAACAACGAAUCGCUACUAUGGGGUCCCUACAAACCAAACCUGUAUUUCGGGGUUCGCCCUCGAAUUGCAAACAGCCUCGCUGCAGGGCUCAUGUGGGCGAAGGUAGAUGACUAUGCCUCCGCACAAGCCAACUUCCGACACACCUGCGAGCAGAAUGAGGGAAUGGCCGGAUACGGAUGGGACGAGUACGAUAUUCGAAAGGGAGGACGCCAGACAAUUCAUGAUGCUGGGAACUCCCUGGACCUUACAAUUGAUUUCGUCAAGGUACCCGGUGGACAGAACGGUGGUAGCUGGGGAUUCCGUGUGAAGGGUACUCCCCGUGAUGAUGGAGCACCCGAUCAGCCUAUCUCGAUGGUCUUUUAUACUACUCUUGAAGGAUUGGGUCAAUUAGGCGUUGAUUCUGAUAGCGUGGGUGGUGCACCUGCACUUGAGGGCGACGUCAAGUUCAAGGGUUACUCUUCUGAGCUUGGAGACUUCACGAUUGAUGUCACUGAAGGUCCAGAAAGCAACGAGUACUUUGAGCAUGACCACCCAAGUCAAGAGGAGAAGCCACUUGGAAAGGGUCUUGUGUCUAGUAUGACUAUGCCGCAGUCCCAGCUUUGGCAGGCUAAGGGCAUCAUGUUCAUGCAAAUGAAGGGUGAAGUUGAGCCUACCGUUGAGGCGUAUGGAGCCGAAAACGCUCCUCCCCCAGCUCAGCUGUUUACUAUUAAGCACCAACCUGGUGAUGGCAAUGCUCAUCUUGUCCAGAAAGUCUUUACGGGUCCUUUUGAGUUUGAUGUUCUGUUCUCCUCUGGAUCUGCUCGUGAGCCUGUUACCUCGGAGACGAUCACUAAGGAACUCAAGGAGGCUUCACUUUCGUUCUCUGAGCGUUUCAAACAAGUGUUGGCCCCUCAGGUGCCCUUUGCAUCCUCCAAGUACAUCGAAUUCUCCAAGGCUAUGCUUUCCAACCUGGUAGGUGGCAUCGGUUUCUUCCAUGGCGACGAUAUUGUCGACCGGUCCAACGAUCCUGCCUAUGAGGAGGAGAACGAGGGCUUCUGGGAGGAGACUGCUGAGGCUCGAGCUGCAGUCAAGCCUGUUCUUGAAGGCUCUAAGGAUCUCUUUACUUGUGUUCCUUCUCGGCCCUUCUUCCCCCGAGGUUUCCUUUGGGAUGAAGGUUUCCAUUUGCUGCCUGUGAUGGAAUAUGACUCCGACGUUGCACUCGAAAUUAUCAAGAGCUGGUUCCACCUCAUGGACGAGGAUGGAUGGAUUGCUCGUGAACAAAUCCUCGGCGCGGAGGCUCGCAGCAAGGUUCCCCAUGAGUUCACAGUGCAAUACCCACAUUACGCCAACCCACCUACUCUUUUCAUGGCCCUGGAAGCAUUCAUGGAUAAGGCCAAGGCCCAAACCAACAAGAGCACUCAGACUGAGAACCUUGACCCCGAGGAUGUUGCUGAGAGCCUUCGUACUGCUACCCUGCGCAGCCCAGAGCUGGCAGAUGCUUACCUUCGCUCAUUCUACCCCCUCAUGAAGAGACAUUACAAGUGGUAUCGCAGCACUCAGCGCGGUGACAUCAAGUCCUACGACCGCGAGGCUUUCUCAACCAAGGAAGGUUACCGCUGGCGUGGACGUUCCGUUCAGCACAUCCUGACCUCCGGUAUUGAUGACUACCCCCGUCCUCAACCCCCGCACCCUGGUGAGCUGCACGUGGAUCUGAUCAGUUGGAUGGGCAUGAUGACUCGCACUCUGCGCCGCAUUGCAGAGACAUUGGGCGAGCAGGAUGAUGCCGAGGAGUUUGCAUACUACGAGAAUGCCAUCUCGCGUAACAUUGACGACCUUCAUUGGGAUGAGAAGGCACAGACUUUCUGUGAUGCUACCAUCGAUGAGUUCGAAGAGAGCGUGCAUGUCUGCCACAAGGGAUACAUCUCUAUCUUCCCAUUCUUGACAGGCAUGAUUGGUCCUGAUAGCCCCCGCUUGAAGGCAAUUCUGGAUUUGAUCGCUGAUCCCGAGGAAUUAUGGAGUGACUACGGUAUUCGCAGUCUGAGCAAGAGGGACAAAUUCUAUGGCACAGACGAGAACUACUGGCGCGGUCCGGUUUGGAUGCCAAUCAACUACUUGGUGUUGAGAAAUCUAUACGACACUGCCAUCGCAGACGGCCCACACCAGGAACAAGCGCGUGAGAUGUACUCCAAGCUGCGAAAGAACUUGGUAGAGAUUGUUUUCCGCGAGUGGAAGAAAACUGGUUUUGCCUGGGAACAAUAUAACCCAGAGACAGGUGUUGGGCAACGCAACCAGCACUUUACCGGCUGGACCAGUUUGGUGGUGAGCAUUAUGUCCAUGCCAGAUCUGCCUGACCGUGCAGAGACCGCCCACGAUGAACUGUAG
Penicillium angulare is the source of this 2472-nucleotide messenger RNA. It is a transcript of the gene cwh41, whose product is annotated as mannosyl-oligosaccharide glucosidase. NCBI's taxonomy places the organism in Eukaryota, Fungi, Ascomycota, Eurotiomycetes, Eurotiales, Aspergillaceae. Gene Ontology annotation, molecular function: Glc3Man9GlcNAc2 oligosaccharide glucosidase activity. The coding region runs from base 1 to 2472 and encodes 823 amino acids. The record is from RefSeq and is a predicted model, not a curated record. The transcript has 7 exons. Gene Ontology annotation, cellular component: endoplasmic reticulum membrane. Gene Ontology annotation, biological process: protein N-linked glycosylation; oligosaccharide metabolic process.